GCCUGUCCUUCACUUUUCUGCAGUUUUUCUCGUCUUUUUGCAAACAAAACUCUUCACAACUGCACAAAGGAACCUAACAACCUCCUCCACAUCAUCAAGACACCGCGGAGACUCCAAAUUAUGCUUAGUCUGAGACGACGACUAAGCCGCUUUGACGACGAGGACUAAACCACUUUCCCGGACAAGUUUGAAGCGGGAACUUUCUUAAAAAAACAUGGAUUAUUUUGGUUGUUUUGGACCAGUUUGUGAAACCGUGGAAACGACAUGUGUUUGGAGAUGGUGAUUAUUGGAAAGAAACCCCUCGACAAGAAGAUCAACGAAGAUGUAACCUCCAAAAGCAGCAGUUUGGGACCGAUCCCAGCCCAGACCAUGAGCCAAGGCACGGCCCUGUUCUCCUGUGGACUCAUGGAGUCCCGUUGGCCGGACGCCGCGCUCCCCCGCUCCUCGCUCCGGCCUAAACCGGACUUCGGCUCCAGUCUGGACCGUCUGUGGAGCCGCCAACUAGAGGCCGGCCCGGGUCACUGCGCCUCGCUGUCCUCCCUGCUCCAGGACCUGAACCUCUCCUCCGCGGCGCCCCCUGGCCUCUGGUCCAACACUGAACCCUGCCCCACGGCGCCCCCUAGCAAACGCCAGUGCCGCUCUCUGUCCUGCUUCGACGAUCUGGGACGGUCCAGCUGGCGUCCGCAGGGCUCUCGACUCUGGACUUCGGUGGAGAAGAGGAGAUGCCACAGCGGAGGCAGUGUCCAAAGAACUUCCACUUCCUCCAGUCUCAUUUUCCCAUCGAUACAACGUAGCUCCAGCGUUAGCCUAGCCUUCCCAGGGAGCGUCUGCCCUCCUCCGCCCCAGAGUCAGCUCUCCGUGUCCCCUCACGACCACACGCCCUCGCCCCCCGGCUCUCCAGACUCCAGCCCGGACACGGAGAGGCGCGGCGGGGACGGUGUGGACGGUGUGGACGGUGUGGACGCAGCACUGCCCAGGAGCCAGUCUCAUCCGUGUGAGUUAAACGAGAUGAAGAUCGGAGUGAAGAGGAGGAGGCAGGACGAAGGCUACAAGAGACCGUCGCUCGACCUCGCCAAAAUGACACAGAAGCUUCGUAGUUUCCACAGUCUGAGUCGUCCCGGGAUCUCGUCCGACGAUCGCUCCGACACAAACCUCAAAAACUCUUCAACCCUCGACAACGACAAAAACUUUAACAAACUUUACGCUGACAAAUCUGAGCUCGGGACCAAAGAAUCACCCGGAAGUCUGACGUUUCGUCCGACAAUCGAGGACCGCGGCGACGCCAUGGCCCUCUCGACCAAUCAGAAGGAAGGAGAGGCUCUGUGGGCGGGGCGAUGCGGCUUGCACGCGCUCGGAGGAGAGCUGGACAUCGAGCAGAUCGAAAGGAACUGAACCGAAAGCAAAAAGUCUUACGGACGGUAGUGGACAUGUUGUUAGCGAUGUUAGCUAGCGGCACAGCUUGAAAACAAAGCUAAUGCGUGCUAACAGACGUAGCUCCAGAGUUAAUCAGGAUAACUUACACCGCAAAGGGACGAGACAGAAGUUAUUCAUACUUUGCAGUGACAUCACACUGGGGGGCAUGUGUAUGCAUGUUUACGGCUGAAUGUUCAGCAGUUGCCACGGUGAAGCGACGCUCACAUUAGCAAGCGCAGCCAAAAAACGCUUCAAGAUCGUCUGAAAACUCAAGAAAACAUACAAAAUGGAAGUAAACUGCACAUUUUCAGGAGCCUGUGAUCAACACGAGCGGAAAAACUGUUGGCUAAUGCUAGCUAGCUUGAGGCUGUAGCUAAUGUUGCGUGAGAGAGACUUGUUUAACAGCACAAAUCAGUUCACCUGUUGUAGUUUCAGUUAAAUCAGUUCUUUAUGGUCUGAUUGUUUUAAAACAAAAGCUCAGAUUAAAGUCCUAACUUGAGUAACAGACCUUCAGACAGAGCGGUGCCUCCGGUUAGCGUCACCGUCCCAAGGAAUGUUAAUGAAAUCAGCUGCAAAGUAUCAAAAAUGAGGCGGGUAGUUUGAUGGUAAAAUAAUAAGAAUAAUAACUGACCACG
Molecule: messenger RNA, 2048 nt
Organism: Periophthalmus magnuspinnatus
Lineage: Eukaryota; Metazoa; Chordata; Actinopteri; Gobiiformes; Gobiidae
Product: protein FAM53B-like
Exons: 6
Coding region: 265-1392 (375 amino acids)
Biological process (GO): protein import into nucleus; positive regulation of canonical Wnt signaling pathway
Cellular component (GO): nucleus
Source: RefSeq, a predicted model, not a curated record